Molecule: messenger RNA, 1764 nt
Organism: Phytophthora nicotianae INRA-310
Lineage: Eukaryota; Oomycota; Peronosporomycetes; Peronosporales; Peronosporaceae
Exons: 1
Coding region: 117-1703 (528 amino acids)
Cellular component (GO): nucleus
Molecular function (GO): cis-regulatory region sequence-specific DNA binding
Source: RefSeq, a predicted model, not a curated record
CUUCAACCUCCCAUCCGUGUUAAUUGGUUCCUUUGUCUCACAGAUCACCAAUUUCAUUGGUUAAAAACAUUGAUUUUUCAAACGCUAUAGAAGUGCAACAGGCGAGUGGCGGCCGAAUGCCAUUCGACAUUGGCACGAUGUCGACGGAAGCGGAGCACGCUCGUCGCGAUACUGGCGAUGCAACUGCCAGUCGAUUGGUGAAGAAGAUCAAGAUUUCUCAGAACGCGGGCGAUGACUUCAAUUCUGCCAGCCCCCGCGUGCGGCUGGAGCACCCGCUGGGCGUGAAGCCUAUUGGCAACUACUUCGAGGACUCCGUCAAAGGCAUCAAGGAGUGUCGCGCGUCAGGUCUAGGCCGUCUGGCAAUGAUGCAGGACAGCCAGCUGCUGUCGCUAUUAAACUACUGCUCGGCCGUGGACCUGGCGAACCUGGCGGCGUGCAGUCGUGCAGCGUAUGUGUACGGCACGCACGACGAACUGUGGCGAGUGCUGGUGCUCGAAGAGAUGGAAGGACAGUUCGAACCCAAGCCGACUUGGAAGGCCACGUACCUGAGGACUAGGUAUGGCGACAAAGUGCAGCUGGAAGCUCCUAUUCGCGUGCAGGGAGUGUAUUCCGACUUGUUGUUCCAGUCCUUCUACUGUUCUGCUGCCCCGAUAGAAGAGGCGUGGCUAGCGGUGGAGAACAUUGAGCGUCGUAGUGCUAAGGACAUGACGGUUGAGGACUUUAAAAGGGACUUUGAAUGUCCUAACAAGCCCGUUAUUAUCACCGAUGCCAUUGAUAAUUGGCCGGCGAUAAACAAGUGGACGGAUGAAUAUUUGGAUGAAGUUUGCAAGGGCAAGACGUUCUAUGCUGGUGGAUUCCAGUUCUCGAUGGAUAAAUACUUCAACUAUUGCCGCACACUACUAGACGACCAACCGCUGUUUGUAUUCGAUAAGGAGUUCGCUGCGAAGGUGCCUCAGCUGGCAAAAGACUACACUGUUCCCGAGUACUUCCAAGAAGACUACUUUGCUCUGCUGGGCGAGGAGAAGCGACCGGACUACCGUUGGCUGAUCAUUGGUCCAAAGAAGUCUGGCUCCAGUUUCCAUAUUGACCCGAACGCUACGAACGCGUGGAACGGCGUUAUCCGUGGCUCCAAGAAGUGGAUCAUGUUCCCUCCUGGCCAAGUGCCGCCUGGAAUUCACCCGAGCGAGGAUGGCAGCGAAGUGUCUUCGCCCGUGUCACUUAUGGAGUGGUUCGUGACCUUCUAUAAGGACGUACAGAAGCUUCCCGCCCACCUCAAACCGCUGGAAGGCAUUUGCCGAGAGGGUGAGACCAUGUUCGUUCCACAUGGUUGGUGGCACACCGUUCUCAACAUCGACGAGAGCGUUGCAAUGACGCAGAACUUCGUAAGUUCUAGCAACGUCAAGAGCGUGUUAGAGUUCUUAACAGAUAAACCGGAGCAGGUUUCCGGUUGCCCAAUGGAACAACGCCCCAAGCUCGGUGGAAUGUUCCGGGAGGUAUUGGUCAGCAAUGUUCCAGAGCUCUACGCCAAGGUGGACAAGGAACUAAAGGACGAGUACGAGCAUAAGCACCGGAAAUCCAAGUGGGAACUUCUUAUCCACGGGGAGGACAAUGAUAAGGAAACGUCUCCUACCGCGUCAAGUGAUCCUACAGCGACUACAGCAAGCAGUGCGAGCACCUUCGGCUUCAACUUUGAGUUGAAUUAGGUCGUUAUUUUUGGUAUUGUAACUGAAAUUUUUAAGUCAUAAAGCACUUUUUCUGAAAAAA